This is a messenger RNA of Paramuricea clavata, 2898 nucleotides long. NCBI's taxonomy places the organism in Eukaryota, Metazoa, Cnidaria, Anthozoa, Malacalcyonacea, Plexauridae. The record is from the annotation of a GenBank genome assembly.
AUGGAAUCAGCUAAAGUUCUUCGACUUUUCAAUUCCUUAAGGAUUCCUAAUGUGAAGCGACGGGAGUUAUCAAACAUUUUAAAGAAUUAUGGUAUUCCAGCUGUAUACGAAGUUUGGCAAAAAGAGCAAUCUGCACGGCUAAAAGAAAUUGAGGGAAAACCAGUUGUAAUUGCAUCUGAUAUGCGUGUUGACAGCCCUGGUCACUGUGGUCUUCUUGGAUCGGGAAGUACGCUCGACAUGGGACGAAACAUCAUAUUGGAUACACAAAUAAUUAAGGUAAUGCACAUUGAAAAUAAUAACUAUGAAUGAAAACUUGUGUUUGCAAAAUUAAUACUAAUGCAAAAUUAAUAAAUAAUUAACUAAUAAAUAGGGAAUAUAAAAUCAAGUACAGCCUUUUAAUAAAAAGUAAUAAUUAAUAGUAAUAAAAUUAAUUUUAAAUAUGCUCAUAAAUAGUUCAUGCUUGAUAGGCCUGUUUCACAUGUCCAACAUUUCAUGUGCGGGUGUGCCCAAGCAAAGGCAAAUGACCUGAAGUAACGUUAUAUUUGUUUGAGCUCAUUUGCAUUUGCAUGAAAAUUGAGAUGUGAAACAGGCUUUAUAAUUCUGAGAAAAUUAUUGUCAUUUUAAUAUUUUCAUAGUCUACAGAAGUAAAAAAUUCAAAUGCAAUGGAGCUAGAAUCUUUGAAAGCCUUUUCUCAGAAUUAUAAAACUUAAAUGCUUGGAGGACAAUAAAGUUCAGGUGACCAAACUUGUGACAGAUCGCCACACUCAAGUCUCGGCAUACAUGGCAAAUGAGAAACCAAAUGUUGAGCAUUCUUAUGAUGUUUGGCAUGUGGCAAAAGGUAGGUAAAACUUACAUUACAUGGUACUGUAUGCCUGCAUGUUUACAUUCUUUGCAGGUAGGCAAAAGCAAUUUGCUAAGCUAGGGGCAGUGGGUAUUAAAUUUUCUUUACACUAGUGUUUAUUUUAAAGGUGAAAAGAAGAAAUAUUAAUUUGGGUAAGUAAUACAUAUUACAAUGCACAGUAUUAGAUAGUAGACAGAUCGCACUAUUACCAAUAAUAUCAAUAAUGAUUAACAUGUUCAUUAAUUUUGUUGUUUGGCAGUCCAUUGUUAAUCAUAUUUACUGGGUUGGUGAUUCAAGCAAGGCUGCUGAUGAGAGGGAGGAAAAAUGGCACAGUAUUCUGAACCACAUUGUGAAUGUUCACAAACAUGAUGGCCAUAAGACCUUUGUUGAAUGUCUUCAUGGCCCACUAGAAAGAGAAUGGCUUAAACAAGGUUGGGUAAAAUAAGAAGUUGAACUAUUUAUAGGCAUGUUUAAAUUCGACAUUAACUGAAUGUAGGCUAAUAAUAGUAUUGUGCCCAACUUCCCAAUGUGCCCUACUUUAUUAUUUACUCUCCCCUUGACGAGUAAAAUCGUCUGGCGUUAGAUAGAGUAAAAUACUGUAGUAAAGUAGGAUGCAAUGCAACUAAAUGGGUUAACUAGACACAUGGACAGAUAGGCCAGUUACCCAUUAAAUGCCAGCGCUCUUCCCUUGAUGAGUAAAAUCGUCUGCUGUUAUACAGAGUAAAAUAAUAAAGUAUUGGCACAUCAGGGCACAAUGCAACUCAGUAGGUUAAAUGCCAGACGAUUUUACUUGGAGGGUCUUGCAUACUAACAGUAACGUUAGUACAAGCAUUUAUAUUUUAUUUGUAUUAUUGCAGGAUCUGCUGCAUACAAAAAAAUAACAGAGAUGUUAACUAGGCCUCAACUAAUUACAGCAAUUCGUAAGCUAUCCCAAUACCAUCAAACAUCUGGUUUGGAGGCUAAACAUGCUCUGGAUAACAUCCUUGCAUCAAAAAACAUAUACCAUCCCUAUCAUUCAUUAAGUGCAAGGUGAGGUUCUCUUUUUCUAAUAUUAACAGCAUAAAGUUAACAUAUCUAUGUGAUCAUGUACAUUUGAGUUAGGUGUGCUACAUCUGUGGUUACACAGGCAAACAACAUUGCAGUUAUUUGAAAAAAUAGCAAACACCUAGCCUGUGAAUAUAAAUAGAAUAUUUUAAUAUAUUUGCAAGCUAGCAAACAUCAGGUGGUUUCCUAUUUUUAAAAUUUGAUAUUGUUUCUGCAGGUUGUACUGUUCAAACUUGCACUAUAAUGAAAACAGCAAUAGGAAACAAGCUACAACAGUUGAUGGGAAGCUUAGAUGGGCAAUUUCAUAUCCCAAGGCAUUUAAAGGAGAAAAGGCAGUAGCAAAACGAUUGAAAGAAAUGCCAACCUAUGGUAAGAAUUAUAUUUUCCUGAUGUAGGCCUUGCAUGCUAGUUAGCCAUGAAGUGGCAAUUGUGUGACCUCAUCUAUUUUGCCUGAUGCUUUGAUUUAAUAGAGAUUGGCUCAUUAACCAAUUUCACUGCAAUGCCUCUAAAUAGAUCCUACUUUAUUAUUUUGCUCUGCCUAACAUGCAUCUCAGCUGGGAGCAAGUCACUGACAAAUAAUAAUAGGUGCAAAAAAGAUUUUAAGUUAAAAAUUUAUUUUUAUAGGAUAUGUGGAAUUGAUUUUAAAUGAAGUUGUUCACCUAAGACACAAGUACCCAACUCUUAAGAAAGCCAAGGUUCAUGCAAAUGAAGUUCUACCAGUUGAACCAAAAUCAUUAGUUGAACAGUACUUGGCAGGAAAGGAUCGACCUUCAAAGGAACAGGUGGUAGCCAGUCGGAAAUCUCGGUUCAGUAAACCAGCUUUACCUGUAAAUAAAGAGAGAGCAUCAGAAAUAAAGCCUUGUGCAUGCAAAGGAAAAUGUGCCACAAGAAAGUGCGAUUGUAGGGGAAUGGAAGUGAUGUGUGACACCAAGUGCAAAUGUAAAAUAGAAAGUGUAUCAACCGCAAAUGAGACGAAUUUGGGCUUUUUCUCAAUUCAUGCACAACUGAAAUAG